Ilex paraguariensis (yerba mate) is the source of this 285-nucleotide messenger RNA. The record is from the annotation of a GenBank genome assembly. NCBI's taxonomy places the organism in Eukaryota, Viridiplantae, Streptophyta, Magnoliopsida, Aquifoliales, Aquifoliaceae.
AUGGUUAAAAGAACCUUUCCUUCCCAUAAAAAUGUCAUUGAUGAAGUUCACAAGCCAUCGUCUAAAUUUAAGGGGGCAGGGGCAGGGGCAGUGAAAGUUUUGAGUGGUUUUGACUUCUGUUUUGUUAUCGGCGUUUCUCGACCUUGCAUAGAUUCUGUAUGGGCUCCAAAGGUGGCUAAGGAAGAUAAUGAAAGAGCAGAACAAGCGGUUUUCCAUUAUAAAGAACCAACCUUGAUGUCCAUUGCAGAUGAUGAUGAAGAUUCCACUGAUUCAAAUUCACCAUGA